AGAAAUUCCUCCUCUUUCCAGGAUGGCACCAGACAGCGGAGGGAGAGGAAGAAAACUGUUUCCUUCAGCAGCAUGCCGACAGAAAAGAAGAUCAGCAGUGCCAGCGAUUGCAUCAAUUCCAUGUGUGAGGGCUCCGAACUCAAAAAGGUUCGCUCCAAUUCCAGAGUUUAUCAGCGCUACUUUCUUUUGGAUGCAGACAUGCAGUCUCUCAGAUGGGAACCUUCAAAGAAGGAAUUAGACAAGGCAAAGAUUGACAUAAAGUCCAUCAAAGAAGUACGAGUAGGAAAAAAUACGGAUAUAUUUCGCACCAAUACAGUUUAUGAUCAGAUUUCAGAAGACUGUGCAUUUUCAAUAAUAUAUGGAGAUAAUUAUGAGUCAUUGGAUCUUGUGGCCAAUUCAGCAGAUAUAGCAAAUAUUUGGGUUACAGGCUUACGGUACUUGAUCUCAUAUGGGAAGCACACACUAGACAUGAUAGAGAGCAGGCAUGAUAGCAUGCGGACAUCAUGGCUUUCAGAUAUCUUUGUGGAAGCAGAUACAAACUAUGUAGGACACAUAACAUUAAAUAGAGCCGUACAACUUAUUAAAACUAUGAACCCUGGACUGAAAACCACCAAAAUUGAAUUAAAAUUCAAAGAAUUGCACAAAUCAAAAGAGAAGGGGGGAACUAAUGUGAUCAAAGAGGAACUCAUAGAAGUUUAUCAUGAGCUGUGCACGAGACCUGAAAUAUAUUUUUUGUUAGUCCAGUUUUCGAGCAAUAAAGAAUUUCUAGAUUCCAAGGACAUGAUGAUGUUUUUGGAGGCAGAGCAGGGAAUACCACACCUGACAGAACAAGUAAGCAUGGAUAUUAUUCAGAAAUAUGAGCCAUCAAAAGAAGGACAGAAAAAAGGUUGGCUUUCCUUAGAUGGCUUUACCAAGUACCUCAUGUCACCUGAAUGCCAUAUAUUUGAUCCUGAGCACAAGAAGGUCUGUCAGGAUAUGACACAGCCUGUGUCUCAUUAUUACAUUAAUGCAUCUCAUAACACUUACUUGAUUGAGGACCAGUUCCGAGGUCCUUCAGAUAUCACUGGAUACAUUCGUGCUUUGAAAAUGGGAUGUCGAAGUAUUGAGCUGGAUGUUUGGGAUGGACCAGAUAAUGAACCAGUCAUCUACACAGGCCACACUAUGACUUCACAGAUAGUCUUCCGCAGCGUCAUUGACAUCAUUAACAAAUACGCUUUUGUUGCAUCUGAAUACCCUUUGAUUUUAUGUGCGGAAAACCACUGUUCUAUAAAGCAGCAGAAGGUAAUGAUCCAGCACGUGAAAAAGAUCUUGGGAGACAAAUUGUACACAAAGCCCCCAAAUAUUGAUGACCAUUAUCUACCAUCCCCAGAAGUCCUAAAGCACAAAAUUUUGUUAAAGGCAAAGAAGCUGUCAGCAGAUUGCACAGGGCUGGAGGGUGAUGUGACUGAUGAGGAUGAAGGUGCGGAAAUGUCCCAGAGGAUGGGAGGUGAGAAUACAGACCAGCAGAAUGUAGUUCCAAAUAAAAGAUUUCAGCUUUGCAAAGAACUCUCUGACAUGGUGGCACUUUGCAAGUCGGUGAUGUUUAAGGACUUCAAUGAAUCAUUUCAAAAUCAGAAAUUUUGGGAAUUCUGCUCAUUCAAUGAAGUAAUUGCUAGUAGACAUGCCAAUGAAUAUCCUGAAGACUUUGUGAAUUACAAUAAACGCUUCCUUGCCAGAAUAUAUCCGAGUCCAAUGAGGAUAGAUUCAAGCAACAUGAAUCCUCAGGACUUUUGGAAGUGUGGCUGCCAGGUAGUGGCAAUGAAUUUCCAGACACCUGGUUUAAUGAUGGAUCUUAAUAUUGGCUGGUUCCGUCAGAAUGGAAACUGUGGAUAUGUGCUUCGUCCUGCAAUCAUGAGAGAGGAGGUGUCUUACUUCAGUGCCAACACAAAGGAUUCUGUGCCAGGCGUUUCACCUCAACUGCUCCACAUCAAAAUCAUUAGUGGCCAAAGUUUCCCCAAACCCAAAGGCUCAGGUUCGAAAGGUGAUGUUGUGGAUCCUUAUGUGUAUGUAGAGAUCCACGGGAUACCUGCAGAUUGUGCAGAGCAAAGAACUAAAACCGUUAACCAGAACGGAGAGAACCCCAUCUUUGACGAAAGUUUUGAAUUCCAGAUUAAUCUUCCUGAACUGGCAAUGGUCCGAUUUGUGGUUUUGGAUGAUGACUACAUUGGGGACGAGUUUAUCGGCCAGUAUACUAUUCCAUUUGAAUGCUUGCAACCAGGAUACAGGCAUGUACCACUGCAGUCGCUGACGGGGGACGUUCUACCAUGUGCGUCGCUCUUUGUGCACGUAGCAAUCACUAACCGAAGAGGUGGAGGGAAACCUCACAAACGUGGUCUUUCUGUGCGGAAAGCUAAAAGGUCGAGAGAGUAUGCUAACAUGAGAACAAUCUUGAUUAAGACUGUAGAUGAAGUCUUCAAGCCUGCUAACCAGCAACUGAGGGAAGCGACUGAUCUUCGAGAAAACAUGCAGAAUGCAAUAGUUUCAUUCAAGGAAUUGUGUGGCCUGUCCCCGGUUUCUAAUCUACUACAAUGCAUUAUGGCCCUGUCCACCCUGCUGAGCAAUGAUCAUGUUCCUAUCGUAGUAUUGAAUCUAAAAGCUGAUUAUCCAGCAAUGGAGCCCCAAGGAGUGAUCCCAGAAGUUCUGAGGAAGGUAGUGACUGCAUAUGAUGUGAUGAUUCAAACCACCAAAGCUCUGCUAGAAAAUGGUGAUGGAGUGUGUGAAAAAGUAGUGCAGUGUCAAAAAGCAGCUAUGGAAUUCCAUGAAAACCUGCACAAUAUUGGAACCAAAGAAGGUCUUAAAGGAAGAAAACUUCAUAAAGCUGUCGAGAGUUUUACUUGGAACAUUACGAUACUUAAGGGACAAGCUGAUCUGCUGAAACAUGCCAAGAACGAGGCUCUGGACAACCUAAAGCAGAUCCAUUAUGCUGCUGUGUCAUAUGGCCUGAACAAGCCAGGCACCGGGAAUGUCGAAUCGUCAAAGCCGAGACGGAGCCUGGAAGCAAUACCUGAAAAAGAAAGUGUGGUUAUCGAAGCUGGAGAUGCUGCCCCACACCAGAAUACAACUGAAAAAUCCAUCAAUGCAGCUAAAUGAACAUAACCACAAAAGGCAUUUAGUUUGCACUUCACAGCCUUCUCGGGUUUGUUUUCUUGGUGAAUCCUAAAGCACAAUUCUGAGGGCUCUGAUUAAUGUGACAAAUGGAGCAAUGAAUGUAACACUUCUCAAAGUGCGAGUAUGCUACCAUCAGUAGAAAUGUACUACUUUUCAUAACAAGUAGUGGACUUGCCAUUAAAUGUUCACCUGCCAAACUAAUAUGUAUAUACAGUGUCACAGAAGAUUAGUUCAGUGUAAUUUUUUUUCUAGUUACAAAUAAUUUCAGUUACAGACUUUCAAUUUCUUCAUAGCGGAAAAUGUACAAUGCUGCCUUUUUACAUUCUUUUUGUAAAUGUAACAAUUAAUUCUCUUAAAAUCCAAAAUUCCCUGUCUGCACAUGAUUUCAAAAUAGUUAUUAUACAGAAGAAUGUGUAAAGUAUAUAAAUACAAUGAAGUGUGUGUUGUAAUGCUACCUUAACAUUGUAAAGCUUGUUGAGCCACAAAUGGAAAAGUAUAUUAUUGAUUGUGGUCACUGAAGCCUCAGUGCACUUUAAAGACAGCCAUUAAUCAAGGGAAAGAUAGAAAAGGUUUACUGUAAAGCCUGCUCUUUGAGAGAUAACUGUUAAUGUCAGAUAACUUUAGAAGUGCUUAUAGCUGGCAUUUAGUGACCAAAUAGGCAGCAGCUUAUAGUAGGUUGUUGCAUACAGUUAUCAUUUUGUGACAUGUAAGUAUCAAAGUCAAAAAUGACAAUUUAAUUUCCACAAAGAAGGAUUUUUUUAUGCCAGUAAACCUGUUAAAAUAUUGAAAUAUGGCAAUGGUUUUUUCAGGGCAAAGCAAAGAUAUAGUUUGCAUAUUAAAGAAAACAGCCAUUUGAAAGUUAUAAAAACCUGUGGCC
Callorhinchus milii (elephant shark) is the source of this 4024-nucleotide messenger RNA. Its product is annotated as inactive phospholipase C-like protein 2. The transcript has 5 exons. The coding region runs from base 73 to 3129 and encodes 1018 amino acids. Gene Ontology annotation, biological process: regulation of synaptic transmission, GABAergic; intracellular signal transduction; lipid metabolic process. Gene Ontology annotation, molecular function: phosphatidylinositol-4,5-bisphosphate phospholipase C activity; inositol 1,4,5 trisphosphate binding; GABA receptor binding. Lineage: Eukaryota; Metazoa; Chordata; Chondrichthyes; Chimaeriformes; Callorhinchidae. The record is from RefSeq and is a predicted model, not a curated record.